Molecule: messenger RNA, 6993 nt
Organism: Pseudoliparis swirei
Lineage: Eukaryota; Metazoa; Chordata; Actinopteri; Perciformes; Liparidae
Product: LIM and calponin homology domains-containing protein 1-like
Exons: 31
Coding region: 353-5689 (1778 amino acids)
Biological process (GO): positive regulation of stress fiber assembly; regulation of focal adhesion assembly
Cellular component (GO): stress fiber
Molecular function (GO): myosin II head/neck binding
Source: RefSeq, a predicted model, not a curated record
GCGCAGACCGACUGCGUACACCAGUCAUUAUUUUUAGCUCGUGGCUCGUGUUGCAGUGACGGGGUCGCGAGAAGCUUGCAGCUUUUUUUUAAUUUUUACAUUUCCUCUUUCUACACCCGCGUUCGAGCAGGACUUGCGGGGAGCACGAGAGAGCGACGCAACGCACUGACUGGUGCGCGUGGAGGUUGACGGUACAUACAGCGAGGAGGAGGAGGAGGAGGAUAACAAACUGCAAGGAGGGGGAGAACCACCAACACGUCUUAUUACGUAUCCCCGUCCAUCGCCGUCCGACAGACACACACACACGCACAUACGCACGCAUACUAGUUCUCGGUAAACGGCCUGCCCGGAGAUGGCCAGCCCCGCUCCAGGUCGAGAUGUCCCGAAUGCUUCGCCGAGGGACGAGCCAGGGCCGAACCAUCCCGAACCGGCCUGUUUGGAGGCGCAGAAAUGGAUAGAGGCUGUUACGGGGAAGAGCUUUGGGGACAAGGACUUCCGCAGUGGAUUGGAGAACGGCAUCCUGUUAUGCGAGCUGCUGAGUGCAAUCAAACCGGGGCUGGUCAAGAAGAUCAACAGACUGCCCACCCCCAUCGCUGGGCUGGACAACCUGUCCGUCUUCCUGCGGGGCUGCGAGGAGUUUGGCCUGAAGGGCUCCCAGCUGUUUGACCCCGGGGACUUGCAAGACACUUCCACUCGAGCUAACCUCAAGGACUGCAACCGCAAAAUAAAAAAUGUGCUGAACACUGUGUUCUGGCUCGGCAAGGCUGCCGGCGGCUGCGCCUCCUACAGUGGCCCUACUCUCAACCUCAAGGAGUUUGAAGGGCUUCUUGCUCAAAUGAAGGUGGAGAGUGAGGACAGUUCCCAGAUGCGCAGCGUUAGGGACAGCGGCUACGACUGCUGGGACUCCGAGAGGAGCGAUUCUCUGUCUCCACCACGACACACUCGCGACGACUCCCUAGACAGUUUGGACUCCUUUGGCUCUCGCUCACAGCACAGCCCUUCUCCUGAUGUGGCGAAUCGAGGCAACGGUGAUGGGCGAGGCAGCGACUCGGAGGCCGAUGCUCCCAGCAGGAGGCCAGAUGUGCGGAAGGAUGACAUGCUGGCCAGACGGACUGCCAGCAGUGAAUCACGGGUCUCCAUUCCCUUCAAUCAGUUUCUUCCCAACCGAACCAACAACAGCUCCUACAUCCCGACUCCUCGGCGAAAACCACACACGGAGGAAGGAGAGCAGCGCAGUCACCCUCAAGCCCCUUCAGAGCAGUGCAAGAGAACCGGACUUCAUCACAAAACUCCCAAGAGUGUCACUUGGGCGCCUGAGGAUAAUGGGGAGGAGGUAAAACAGGAAGAGGAGAAGGUGACUCAGGAAGUGUUGGAGCAGAAGACGCUGCAGAAGUUGGAGAAGACGGGAAUCAAAGAUCUGCCCGCUGCCGUUCGCUUCAGCAGCCCUCCCACACUGGAGGAACAGGAAGUGAGGUCACCGUCCCCAAACAUCAUCCUCCGCUGCGACAACGACUUUUUGAGCUCUCAGAAAUCUGCGUGGGACUCCUCCUCCGAUGUGGAAGAGGAGGCAGAUGCGCGGAAAGUUCCGGAUGUUCGUAAAGACGACCUGGCAUCCCGGCGAGCCCCUCGCGGCCCCGUUGCUCCCAGGGUGCAUCAGUUUGUCCCGCAACCUGUCUGUAGCAGCAAAGACCGAGAGCGCUGGGAAGGCAUUCGACGAGCCUCGCAGCAGAGCCUGCAGGAGAAGGAGAUCAGUGAGAAAGAAGCAGUCCCCGACAUCAUGACACGCAGAGACAACCCGUUCCUCAACUCCGCCCCUCGCCACGAGGAUGGGGAGGAUGGGGAGGAAGAAGAGGGGAAGGUUACGGCGACCCCUAAUAAGCAGAAGGAUGACUUGGCUCGUAGGCGGGCUCAGAGUAAGCCCCUCCCACAAAGGGACGGACCAGUGAGCUUGGUUUCUGCCUCCAUGAGCCAGGCAGAUAUGCAGAAGUGGAAAAGACUCAAGAUGACUGAACCCAGUGAGGCUUGCCCGUCGUCCCCUGUGUGUCAAGCUUGUCUGGAGACAAAUGUUGGGGAUCCUUUCAGCGGACCAGCAAAGGCUGGACGAAGUCAGAGCAAAGUUGUGACCUUUGGGGGCGUGACUGAGAUCGAGCAGCCAGUAGACACAGUCAUGUCAAGUGAAGGGGAGGAGAAGGAGUUGCUAAGACGACUCCUUUCCAAGGCAACUGUAGCCAUGCCUACCAUUGGCCUGGGCUCCCAGCUUUCAGAGCGGGAACGCAGCCAGGUAGACGGAGCUGACCUCAAUCAAACCACACCUCCUUCAGCUGUCCUCCCACUCUGCUCCCCUGAAAGCCCCUCUCCUCCUGCUGAGAUGGACACGCGCCUGGCUCACUAUGAACGGAGGACAGAUGGGGGGGAGGAGGAGGAUGAUGAUGACGAGGAAGAGGACAAGAUUCCGGAUCCUCAGAAAGAUGAUAUGAUGGCUAGGAGGACAGGAGUUUUCCAUAAACAAAGCACGGCUCCAGUGACCUACAACCGUUUCCUGCCUCUGCCCAGCACCAAGCGCUGCACACAAGGCGAGGUCGCCACUGACGCUGCUCCGAGGAACAAGAGGGACGUGCAGGCGGCCAGGAGCAAGGAACUGAACGCCAGGAGUUUCUCUCAUAGUGUCAGAGCGGAGCAACACCCACCCAGGGUUCCCAUGGAAACGCCUCAACUUCACCCAGACACGACUGCAAUCCGAGCAACGUCUCACAGCCAGUUUGAAUAUGAAGAUGACGACGGGGAUGAAUAUGAUGAGAAUGAGCCUGAGCCUGACCUGGAGAAGGACGACAUGAUGGCUCGGAGGACCAGAUCGUUCCAAAAAACGGAUGCGGCCAGAACCAAUAAGCCCAUCAACCGGUUCCUGCCGGUCCCCGGAUCAGUUAAAUAUAACGUUGCCCCGGUGUCGGCAAUGAAGCCGCUGCGCAACAGACUUAAACUCACAGAGAAGCUGGCGACUGAAAGCGUCGUUGCCAUGGUAGCAGAACCUCAGGCUCUGCUCUCCAAAGCUCCAACCCUCCCUAAGUGUGCAGGGCCGAGGGAGCGGCAGGCCGAGGGUGGAAAGCAGGAGGGAGGCGUGGCAACCCCUCAAAGCUCUGUCACGGGCGUGACCGAGCCCCUCUCCUCCCCGUCGCUCACCCCUCCACCCCUCCGUCCGGCGGCGGCCCGGGCCUGUAAAGUGGAGGCGGAGCUGGGAAACCAGGGUGUGGAGGAAAGAGUUGAGGAAACGGUGGAGGAGAGAGAGAAGGACGUGAACAGGGAGCCACGAAGGAAGCCCUUCUGGCUGGAUGACGAUGAUCUACCUCCCAUCAUGAUGAGUCGGCGAGUUGCGUUUAUGUCUGAGGACACUGAGAGCGUGAGCAUGAGUGACAUUCUUAAUGAGGAGGAGGUGGAACACUUACCACCACUGAGCCAAUCACGAUAUGAGCGGAGGCACGAACAGUCCAACAACUUUCAGGAUGAUGACGACCACUGGCAAAGCGAGUUGGCUCGAUGGAAGAAUCGUCGUCGCAGCACGUCACAGGAACUGAUCAAGAAAGAGGAAGAGAGGAAGAGGAUGGAGAAAAGGAUGAAGGAGGAGGGAAGUGGCAGCAACAAGAGGAAAAGCAUAAAGACCUACAAAGAGAUCCUGGAGGAGAAGGAGCGCAGAGAGUCCGAGUUGUGUGACGCCUACAGGAAUGCUGCAACUCCGGAGGAGGCCUCCGUGGUUUUACAGCGCUACGCUCUUCGCUUCACCAUCAGUGACGCGACACUGGACAGUCUCAAGCUGCCCAGAUACCCUGCAAAUCCCAAGCAGGACCUUCAUCCGGCGGACAGAGAGCACAAAACGACAUCACCUACCAAUGAAUCGUCACAACCGCCGAACAAACUGGAACCGCCGGUUAUAAAAGACCAGAGCCACGCAGAACCGGGAGAGAUGAAGACUGAUGUAACCGCUCAACAAGAGACGUCAGUCUCCUCCAGCUCCCCGGCAGCUGGCGGCCCCCUCGGCCCGGUCACAAACUCUGAAAAUGUGCCACCUCAGUCUCUCGAAGUGAAUGAACCUCGAUCCAAACCGACUCCAACCACGCGACCAAAACAACCGAUUGCAGGAGACGCAAAGCCUCAACCCAAACACAGUGAGGCUGCACAUGUGCCGCCUCACAGCACACGGCCUGGACACGCACUCCCCUCACCUCCAUCCGUAGCCCCCAGACCCGUCCCCCUGCUGGCAGCCAAGCCCUACUGCCAGCCCAGGAGCGCACAGUCUGGACACAAACCCGUCAAGAUGGACGGGUUGGUGCGAGUGAACGGAGAGGUGAAGGUGGAUUUAUCUGUUUCCACUUCGCCUACCUCUGCUUGUCACUCACCCCCGGAGGUCAAAGACAAUCCGUCAAAGAUGAUGGAGAAAGAUGUUCCCUCUGAGAAGACAGGGAAGGACGUUCCCUCAGAGAAGACAAUGAAGGACGUUCCCUCAGAGAAGACGGUGAAGAACGUUCCAUUAGAGCAGACAGAGAAAGAUGUUCCCCCCGAGCAGAUUUCGGCCUACCAGGAGACGGUGGAGGAGACGCCGUCUCCUCAGACGGAAAGAUCGAGCUCGUCUUUAGGCUCUGCCAUCAGCUCCCUGAUUGGAGGACGAAACUGUAUCAUCACGACAACCAUUGUGACAGAGCUCACACACGUGGAGCCACAUCAGCCGGACAGCCAAAGCAAUGCACAGGUCAACGGCACUUCUGGGUUUUCCGAGAGUCCAGUGGAGGGAAAAAAGGCUCCGCCAGCUUCACCGCCAAACAGAAUGCAAGAAUCCUCUCCCACUGUCACAGAGGGACUUGAGGAGAGCAGUGUAACUAUUGAGACCCCCAUGUUGAACUUGGCUAAACGUGUUAAUCACUGGGUCUGGGACCCCAAUGAGGAACGUAAACGCCUGGAAAGUUGGCAACAGGAGCAGGAGCGCCUCCUACAGGAGCAAUACCAGAGAGAACAGGAGAAGCUGAAGAAGGAGUGGGAGAAAGCACAACUAGAAGUGCAGGAGGAGGGGAGAAAACACAAUGAAGAGGAGAGAAGGAUCCUAGAGGAGACGGUACAGCCCUUAAAUCAAACGGGUUUCGUAAACCAGCAGUCGGGCCAGAUGGGGACGACUUCGUCAGCGCCAGAACACAACCAGACAGAGCGGGGAAACGUCGCUCCGCAGCAAAACGGCCAAAGCACCUCCACGGGGAACGAGGGUCAGCAUGUGUCCAAGCUGCACUUUCUCCAGGAUUCUGCAUGUGAUGGUGAGCCUCUAAUGAAACAAGAACUGUGGAAGACGGCCUCUCUGGACCGCAACCCUCAGCUGAACCAGGCACAUAUUGCUCAAAGGUCUGAAUCACAUGGCGCUGUAACAAACAAACAGCAGCCGUCUGCUUUGUCACCUCAGCCUCCCUCACACAGCAGAAGUGUUAGUGGGAAGAGACUGUGUUCUGGUUGUUCUCAACCACUGGAAAAAGGAGCUGCCAUGAUCAUCGAUACACUGGGACUGUUUUUCCACAUACAGUGUUUUAAGUGUGGAGCGUGCAAAGGGCAGCUGGGGGACGCCACUGCUGGGACUGAUGUACGAAUUCGUAAUGGACUGCUGAGCUGUCAUGAGUGCUAUAUUGCAUCUCGGGGCAGAGGUCAGCCCACCACACUAUGAUGACCUGCAGUUGAACCGGAACCCCCCCCCCCUCCCCCCCUUCCUUCUCCUCGUCAGUAAUUUGGAUGGAGAAGAACUUCUUUUCCUGAAAUGCACAAACAGCUUUAUGGAUUCUACUGAGAGCGGAAAAACUGGACUAAUAUGCGGACUGAGUGACCAUCAUCUCAUGCACAUACAGUAUAGUAUGUGUGUGUUUAAUAACUGUACAUGUGUAUACACUUUAACAUUUUAAUAUGUGUAGCAUGGAUGUAAUCAGCAAAUCAGUGUAUUUAGAUCUUUGCACACCCACACAGUUAAGAUGCUCGAAUAAAGCUCAGUUCUGUCACAAGCUUAACGUGUUACGCUAAAAGCUGAACCGCCGGACAUCAGCCUCAAAGUCUUGAUCCAUUAACCAACGCUUCUGCACUGAUCACGUGACCAGUUCGGGUUGGCUAACCUGAAGUAGCUUGACCAUUAUAAUGCCUUACUCAUCGUCAUACCAUCUCAUUCUUUUGGGGUUUUGUGUUUACAGUUUUGCAUGAAAGAAGAACAUAUAUAAGUUAUUGUGAGUAUUGCUCAGAUGCAGUAGUGUGAGUUUGACGUACAUAUGAUGUUAACAGCUGAACUUUAACUUUCCUCUCGUAUGUUGUACAUCCUCAUCAUGAUAUUGUUGCUUUGUUAUGGUAAUCUGGCUAACUCACACACGCUUUCUUUCUUUACAAUUAGUUUUACAGGAAUGAGAAUGCAUGUUAUUAAUUAUAUACUUGUUGUUCUUUGGAUUUUUAAAUAUUUUCCCUUUAGGAUGUUUUAGCCAUUGUUUAUUCUCAUCGACUGACUGCAUCCGAAUCAGUGCCUUAUGUAACGAAUGCCAGGCCCAGUGUGUGCGGAGGACGAAUUUCACACCCACACGGACCUGUGUGUGUGUGUGUGUAUGAAUGAAAUCAUGCAUGUAUAGAUAUGUAAGCAAUGUGUGAUUUAACUUGAAGCACAGUUCCAUACCAGCAAAAAACAUUUGAAAUGGAUCUCCUUAUCACCUGUUCUCUUCCACCUCCUCCCAUGAGCUAAACCAAUGACGCAAAGUGGUUUGCUGCUUCCCCGGUUAAUUAUUCCCUCGUAUAAUGACAGUUUCACAAUGUCCUAUAAUCUCUCCUCGUCUGCCUCUAUCACAAGUGUUGCCUCCCCAGAGUCUGAGCUGAAUGUCUCCGUCCUUUGUGUGUCGUUGCUUCUAUCUGAUCUCAGCGUCUUCAUCACUCAAGGAAAAGCUCAAUUCAUUGUCUUUUAUAGCAAGUGUAUGUAUGUUUAUCAAUAAAAUAUUUUAAAUGGGA